Neodiprion fabricii is the source of this 1629-nucleotide messenger RNA. RefSeq names its product D-arabinitol dehydrogenase 1-like. The transcript has 5 exons. NCBI's taxonomy places the organism in Eukaryota, Metazoa, Arthropoda, Insecta, Hymenoptera, Diprionidae. The record is from RefSeq and is a predicted model, not a curated record. Bases 252 to 1268 code for a protein of 338 amino acids. Gene Ontology annotation, molecular function: oxidoreductase activity; zinc ion binding.
ACGCAAGAUCUGUCUAAAGUUCGAGAGAGCAGUGGAUCACUAGUACGGACAUAGGACAGAAGUGUACAAGCUUCACGCAAACAAUAAUAAUCUGGCGAACUGUCGUGUACUUUAUUGUUAUCGGACUUAUCAGUCAAUAAUAGUGUACUGAUUUAGGUUUAUAAGACCAAAAUCUAGCCGAAUCAUCUCCACUUCGAUUCAUUUCAUUUAUUGCGACCAGUCGCAUUAACCGAUAGUAACUACUGCGUAAAAUGGAGUUCCUCAGCUUCGACGCAAAGGAAAAAUCUUUGAAGUUAGAAAAAGGUGCUGUUCCUGUUCCGGGACCGGACGAAGUUUUGGUCAAAGUUGCAUACGCUGGGAUCUGCGGGACUGACUUGCACAUAAUUGAAGGUAUCUUCCCCUGCAAAUCAGAUGGCCCAAUAACACUGGGACACGAGUUCUCGGGGGUUGUGGAAGCCAUCGGUACCAAUGUGACAGUGUUCUCGAUCGGUCAAAACGUCGUCGUAGACCCGAACGCCGGUUGCGAAAGUUGUGAUUUUUGUCACAAUGGGAAAUAUCAUUUCUGUCAAAGAAGUUCACACAAAACUGUCGGGAUCUUUAAGGAUGGUGGCUGGUCUACCCACGCCGUGGUUCCAGAGUCACAGGUUUUCUUGGUUCCGGACGGGGUGACGUUAGCUCAGGCAGCCUUGGUGGAGCCCGUGUCCUGCUUGAUUCACGGACUGGACUUGAUUAACCCCAUCAACAUCGGGUCCAGAGUACUAGUGAUCGGGGCUGGCAUAAUCGGGUUCCUCUGGUCAAUCGUUCUGCACUUGCAGGGUCACCGGAAAUCCGUCACGAUGAGCGUUCGUCGCGAAAAGCGAAGAGAACUCUUCGAGAAUCUCAAUUUGGGUUACCAGGCGCUUACACCAGCCGAAUUGAAAGGUCGGGAAUUUGAUUUGGCAAUAGACUGCAGCGGUUCCAGUUCGGCAAUGGAGGAAGCUUUGACCCUUCUUGGCAGAGGGGGUCGCCUGUGUAUAUUCGGAGUGGCCAAUCCCAGCGCAGAAGUUAAAAUCAAUCCAUUCGAGGUGUACGCAAAGGAAUUGACUAUACUGGGUGUGAAUAUCAAUCCGUUCUCUUUCCCAAAGGCGUUAACGUUAGUGGCAUCACUCGCCGAUACAUAUUUGGAUUACGAACAAUUGGGAAUCGGUGUCUUCAAAUUGUCACAAUAUGAAGAAGCUUUGAAGACAUUGAAGAAUGGCCACAUCACUAAAGCAGUAUUCAAGUUUUAGAUUGUCGCAUGUAAUAAUAGAGAUAGCAGGUUUAUUGUAGCAAUUAGCAAUACUUGUUUGACUGAACCAAAUAUGGUGAAUCGAUGUUUUAUUUUGCGUCGAAAAUUUUUUUUACACAUCUCACCUGAUUAGAAAGAAAGACAGCGAAAUGCUUUGCAGAUCUUAACAAUGAGAAAUAACUUGACUCGUCAAGCAAAGCGUUAUUUGUUCUUGAAUCAACUGAAUAAUGAUUAAAAGAAAUGAUUUUUUCGGCUCAAUAUACGUACAAUAUACGAAUCAGAAAAAAACAUCACUCUCUGUGUACGCGACAUGUACAAACUUCUAUACGUGCAAGUGUAAUAAAGAUCAUUGUUGACUGAUA